Molecule: messenger RNA, 2250 nt
Organism: Caenorhabditis auriculariae
Lineage: Eukaryota; Metazoa; Nematoda; Chromadorea; Rhabditida; Rhabditidae
Source: the annotation of a GenBank genome assembly
AUGGUUUUUUGUGUUUAUUUUUUCUCACUCCUUCCUCUUUAGGUGACAACAGAAGAACGUGUGCCUUCUAUCGAGCCGACGUUCAAUAAAAAUUUGGACUAUGCCACGCUUAUCAAUGAUAUUCAAGACACUGUUAACUUCAGCGAGGUUUUUUUUUCGUUCAUCGAAAAAAAUUACAUAGAGGUUGAAUUGCAUUUUUGAUUCAUAGGAAAAGAUGAUGAAAAACUGGGAAUAUAAAUACUCUUGUACGACUUUUUCAGAGGCCCAAGUUUUGAUUUAUAGCCGAUGAAUUCUUAUCAAAAUGAUUAAAAAAUGUUUCAGUUUCAAGAGACUUAGAUUUUUUGAAGAGAAAAGUUGAAUAAUCUAAGUAUUUCAGAGUUUCAAUAACGAAAAAAAAGUUUCCUUUUUUGUAGAUUUUGGAACGGGAGAAUUUUCUGGACGAUAGAGAUCUACCAAGAAUGCUGAAAACGGCUAUUGCACAGGAUCACGCAGCCGUGCAACUAUUGGAAACGAAACGAAAACUAAUGGCGUAUUAGAAAACUGGAGGAAGUAUAUAAAUUUUUCGCUCUAACAGGAUUCUGGAAGAGUUCCGAAACAAUGAGAACAACAUUUGCAAGCAGUUAUUAGAGGAAAAAAACGACGUUUUGGAUAAAAGAGCUCCAGGAAUUGUCACGCCACGUUCUCCUCCUCCACGAGGUAUCUUUUUUGUUUGCUAUCGCUGGCCAUUGAUAAAAAAGACUAUGCAUUUUGUUCUUACAGAAUUUUUCCCGCCACUGGUGGAUCACGAGCAAAAAUCUUUAGAAUGGACUGAUGAGGUUGACUUGAGGUUUGUAACUUUCCGUUGAGUGGAAACCGAAGGAAAAUCUUUAUAAGAGAAACAUGGAAACUUCUUAUGAAGUCUCAUCAUUCACAAAUCGAUGAAAUUAAACAUAAUCACAGAAAUUUAGAACAAAGAUAUCAUGUUAAACGUUAAAAAAUUUAAAAUCGAAUUUUUUUUUUAACGUUUGUUAAUCAACCACUUUCAUGUGUGCCUUCCUUAAACUGUCUACUAUUGUAGCUUUUUUUGAAUUCUACACAAAUUUCGUCAAAUUAAGCUGGCCAGAAUGGAAUGCUAUAAAUGCGACCUUUUUUUGUGCUUCACCAAAAGUUAAUAAAAUACAGGUGUUUAAUAACUCCUUCACUUUUUUUAUUUCAAGUUUUUCUAUCUCUCCUUUUGAAAAAAAGUAAUACGACGAAAUUAAUGAAUUUAUUACGAUGAAUUUUUUUAAUUGCUAAAAAAAUUUUUUUCAUUAGGAGCUUUUUAAAAAAAUUUUUUUCAAUUCAUGAAUCUGUAUUAAACCAUAACCCAGGUUAAAAAAAUUGAAUAUGGGAUAAAAUAAAUCUUGGAAAAUGGUUUGAAAAAAAUGACACUGUCAAAAAAAUACAAAAGAUGCAUCCAGAUAUUGAUUAGAAAACAAUAGAAAAAAAUUAAGAAUUUUUUUCCUUGAAAAAUUCAAAAAAACGCCCGUGUUUUAUCAAUUUACAAUGGAGCACAAAACGCCUACACUUUUGAGCAUUCCGACCAAAUUUUAAGGUCUUGUAGUUCCAAAAAAAAAACCAGGAGGGACAUGAAAAAUAUCGUUUCGCAAGAUUCUAUGGAGGUAUGAUGUAAAAUUAUAGUUUAAAGACUUUUCGUCAGAGGAAAAAACCAAUAAAAACAGAAAUAUCGAUUAUUUUUCUUUACGCAAAGAUACAAGUUUCCAGAAAGUGCGAUCAGAUGCUCAGACCUCCGCCGCCGUUGCCCAUCGACACCUCUAUCCCACCGCCGAAUCUCCAGCCGCCUCCGUUCAUGGUAAUGACGGUUGCUUUCUUCUUUCCAAUGUCAAAUUUUGUACUCCAGAGGUUCCCACCGCCUCCACGUCCGCCGUUGCAUCAGCCGCCCGCUGUCGUCUUCAAUCCCUUCAUUUUUUCUCCGGCAGAUCUUGCUUUUGGGUAUUUUUUUUUUCUAUCGUAAAUUCAAACUCGUCUGAUAAGGAAAAUUUUUCUCUAAAAGUGUCUGUACAACUAGAAAUGGACUGUAAUCUGUGCUUACUACCUAAGACGAAGUCAAAUUCUGUUUUGCGCAGUAAACCGACGACGAUUCGCGGCCCGCCUCCCCGGUUCGAAGCUUUUCCUCCACCUCCGCCUUUUCUGGCUCCCCAAUUCACAAAAAGUGAGCUCUCAAGUGUUCUUUGUGUAGUUUCAAUGUUUUUUUCAGAGCCUGGUGAGUAG